AUGGCUCAGCGUUACUGCAACUCAAGUUCAAGCAAGAAUUACUUGGAAGAGCGUUCUCCCGCAAACUGUCCACUGACCUACACGAGCGGAUGCGAGCAAGCGCGUGCACGAACUUCUCCAGCCCCCUCCUGGGCAGCCCUCAAAGCCGCACUCCAUUCCACUCCCCUCCCGUCCCAACGCGCUUCCUUCCUCCGAACUUCGCGUCUCUGCGGCCGGCCUGGCAGUCUCGGCUGGGCCUACGCUGCCCCACGGCCCCCUCCGCACAGCCCCUCCGCCGGGACCCCCCACCAGCCACGGCCGACCGUGCGGACGUCCGUUCUCCUCUCUCCCGCGACCUGUCCCACUCCGGACCCCCGAAGCACGCAACGGCCGGGCCCGAAAAUGGCGGAGCGCGACCGCCGGCGGCGCUUACAGGCCCCGCCGCGCACUCACCGUGGUGGGCCGGGAGGAGCUCCCAACCGCGAGCGCGGCGACCCUCGGCGCCGCAGGGAAAGCCUCUACGGUCUGGUCCUCUUCCCUUCUCCCCACUCUCAAUUCCUCUCCUUCAAAGAUGCAGCCGCCAUCUUCCCCGAGGAGCCACUGAGCGUACGCCUGUGCGUCAUCGCGGCCUCACGGCGCUACGUCACGCGCUCCUAUGCCGCAGGUCUACCGGGGGCUUAAGUAGAGCAUGCGCGCAGUCUUACCCUGGAUAGAUGACAUGUCCAACUGGAAUCAUUUGAGAAGACAGAACCUCCGUUGAAAAAAUGCCCCCACCAGACUGGCCUAUAGGCAAGCUUGUGGUACUUUCUUGAUUGACUGAUGGCGAAGGGCCCAGCUGGCUGUGGGCAGUACCGACAGCGGCUGUAGUCCUGGGUGCAAAAACAGGCUAAGCAAGCUUUGAAGAGCAAGCCAGUAAGCAGCACUCUUCUCUGGUUUCUGUAUCACUUCCUUUCUCCAGGUUCCUGCCUUGGAUUCCUGCUCUGACUUCCCUCAGGGAAUGAGGAAUUGUAAUCUGGAAAUGUAAACAAAAUAAAUCCUUUCUUCCUCAAA
Molecule: messenger RNA, 1029 nt
Organism: Meriones unguiculatus (Mongolian gerbil)
Lineage: Eukaryota; Metazoa; Chordata; Mammalia; Rodentia; Muridae
Exons: 3
Coding region: 1-660 (219 amino acids)
Source: RefSeq, a predicted model, not a curated record